CAAAAUUUCAUCUCAAUACUUUAUAUACCCUUUGUUGGCAAUGACAGAGGUCAAACGUGUUCUGUAAGUCUUCACAAGGUUUUCACACACUGUUGCUGGUAUUUUGGCCCAUUCCUCCAUGCAGAUCUCCUCUAGAGCAGUAAUGUUUUGGGGCUGUCGCUGGGCAACACGGACUUUCAACUCCCUCUAAAGAUUUUCGAUGGGGUUAAGAUCUGGAGAUUGGCUAGGCCACUCCAGGACCUUGAAUUGCUUCUUACGAAGCCACUCCUUCGUUGCCCGGGUGGUGUGUUUGGGACCAUUGUCAUGCUGAAAGACCCAGCCACGUUUCAUCUUCAAUGCCCUUGCUGAUGGAAGGAGGUUUUCACUCAAAAUCUCACGAUACAUGGCCCAAUUCAUUCUUUCGUUUACACAGAUCAGUCGUCCUGGUCCCUUUGCAGAAAAACAGCCCCAAAGCAUGAUGUUUCCACCCCCAUGCUUCACAGUAGGUGAAGUAUGGUGUUCUUUGGAUGCAACUCAGCAUUCCUUCUCCUCCAAACACGACAAGUUGAGUUUUUACCAAAAAGUUCUAUUUUGGUUUCAUCUGACCAUAUGACAUUCUCCCAAUCCUCUUCUGGAUCAUCCAAAUGCUCUCUAGCAAACUUCAGACGGGCCUGGACAUGUACUGGCUUAAGCAGGGGGACACGUCUGGCACUGCAGGAUUUGAGUCUCUGGUGGCGCAGUGUGUUACUGAUGGUAGCCUUUGUUACUUUGGUCCCAGCUCUCUGCAGGUCAUUCACUAGGUCCCCCCGUGUGGUUCUGGGAUUUUUGCUCUCAGUUCUUGUGAUCAUUUUGACCCCACGGGGUGAGAUCUUGCGUGGAGCCCCAGAUCGAGGGAGAUUAUCAGUGGUCUUGUAUGUCUUCCAUUUUCUAAUAAUUGCUCCCACAGUUGAUUUCUUCACACCAAGCUGCUUACCUAUUGCAGAUUCAGUCUUCCCAGCCUGGUGCAGGUCUACAAUUUUGUUUCUGGUGUCCUUUGACAGCUCUUUGGUCUUGGCCAUUUUGGAGUUGGACUGUUUGAGGUUGUGGACAGGUGUCUUUUAUACUGAUAACGAGUUCAAACAGAUGCCAUUAAUACAGGUAACGAGUGGAGGACAGAGGAGCCUCUUAAAGAAGUUGUUACAGGUCUGUGAGAGCCAGAAAUCUUGCUUGUUUGUUUGUGAACUGGAGUUUGGAUUUCGUGGAAAUGAAAUGCAGCAUAUUGUGACCACAGUUCCUAAAGUUCUAAUAGCCAAUAAAAGAAAACUUACCCAAAUAUUUCACUUUGUUCACAACACCAUGGAUGUUCCACACUCACUUAUUGCAAAGUUCCCACAGGUCCUUAAUGCCAAAUUCCUUCGCAUCCAGGAGCGACACUUGUUUCUAGAGUAUUUGGGCCAUGCUCAGUACCAACCAUCUCAACCCAACUACGUCUCCUUGGAUCGUUUGGUGUUCUUGCCUGAUGAUGUUUUCUGCUCAGAAGUAGCGUUAGCCACUCUUGAAGACUUUGAAAGAUUUCAGAAAACGUUGUAGAUGUACAGAAUAAAUGGAAUUAUGUUUAAUAGUUGGGUUGUAUGAACAUAGUUUUAUAAAUAAACAUUGCAAAGUUAAAUUGGUUAUAGUACCAGUUGAUCUUUUGUCCUGUGAUGAUAUACUCCAUUUUAAUAGGAGGUUGAAUAUGACCCUUGGUGUACUUGUGUAAGUCAAGUUAUACAGGUAUAGAUCUAAAACCAAAUUUGCCACACACAAAUUUUUCUCACCCAAGUGAAGAUUAUGCGUGUAUUUAAAAAUGCAAAGUGUGAAGAAAAUAAAGAAAACGUCAUUAUCCUAUUUUUGU
Onychostoma macrolepis is the source of this 1852-nucleotide messenger RNA. It is a transcript of the gene mterf3, whose product is annotated as mitochondrial transcription termination factor 3. The transcript has 3 exons. NCBI's taxonomy places the organism in Eukaryota, Metazoa, Chordata, Actinopteri, Cypriniformes, Cyprinidae. Gene Ontology annotation, biological process: regulation of DNA-templated transcription; mitochondrial ribosome assembly. Gene Ontology annotation, cellular component: mitochondrion. The coding region runs from base 493 to 1548 and encodes 351 amino acids. Gene Ontology annotation, molecular function: double-stranded DNA binding. The record is from RefSeq and is a predicted model, not a curated record.